Lethenteron reissneri (Far Eastern brook lamprey) is the source of this 1302-nucleotide messenger RNA. RefSeq lists its product as uncharacterized. NCBI's taxonomy places the organism in Eukaryota, Metazoa, Chordata, Hyperoartia, Petromyzontiformes, Petromyzontidae. The record is from RefSeq and is a predicted model, not a curated record.
AUUUUUCUGAGAUGGCAUCAAGAGGCUGCAAGCAUCCUGUAGACGCAUUUUGCUAUAUCCGCGGCCAAUUUACCAAGAUAAGAGCGAAAAAGUACUCUGUUAAAGUAUCUGCUAAGAUGUGUGAGGCUUAUAAGGCACAUUUCGACAUGCCUGUCGGGGAUCAAGACAAACCCUUUGCACCUCAUUUCACCUGCGAGCAAUGCAAAAAAACUCUGGAAGGAUGGUACGGAGGGGAAAAGCGAGCGAUGAAGUUCGCUAUCCCAAGAAUUUGGUGGGAACCCACUGACCACUCAAGCAACUGCUACUUCUGCAUGCUGGACCAUUCCAAACGUCGGACUGGCAAGAAUGCACCUUCUAUCACGUAUCCGGAUCUUCCUUCAUCCAUCGCCCCUGUGCCACACUGCCAUGAGCUCCCCGUACCCACUCCUCCGGAGAGAGAGCAGCUGUCUUUAGAAGAGAGCAGCAAGUCAGAGAGCGAGGAAGACGUUGUAAAUCUAGAUUACAAUUUCAGAGGGGGUGCUGAGGAGAGAAACCCAUACUACCCCAACGACUUGAUCAGAGAUCUUGGUCUCACCAAGUCCAAUGCUGAGCUUUUGACGUCCAGGCUCAAGCAGUGGAACUUGUUGGAUGAAAGUGUGCAAUUCGCAGAUCAGAGAAAGCGUCAGCAACCUUUUUGCAGCUUCUUCACCCGUCAAGAUGGGCUCUGUUUCUCUCACAAUGUGGGCAGUCUGGUCGAGGCAAUUGGAAUCGCCUGUCAUCAGAAUGAGUGGCGCCUCUUCAUUGACAGCUCAUCCAGGAGCCUCAAAGCCGUGCUGCUCUAUAAUGGUAACAAGUACCUGUCUCUUCCCUUGGCUCACUCGGUGCACCUCAAAGAGGAUUACAACAGCAUCAAGACCUUGCUGGACGCCUUGAAGUAUGAUGAGUACGGCUGGGAGGUCAUCGGAGACUUCAAAAUCGUGUCAUUCCUGAUGGGUUUCCAAGGCGGUUUUACCAAGUUUCCCUGCUAUCUUUGCCUUUGGGACAGCAGGGACACCAAGGCGCACUACCACAGUUGUGACUGGCCAAAGAGGACCGAGUUUCUCUUUGGGGAGGAACAACUUCAAGUGGGAGCCACUGGUGGACCCCCGGAAAGUGCUGAUGUCAUCACUGCACAUCAAAUUGGGCCUCAUGAAACAAUUUGUCAGAGCUGUUGAUAAGGAGUCGGCAGCCUUCAAGUACCUUCAAGACUUCUUCCCUAAGCUGUCUGAGGCAAAGGUCAAAGCCGGUGUCUUCUUCGGACCACAGAAAAAGAAGAUCUUGGAG